AUGCCUUCCGUUCUUGCUGAGUCAGAAAGGUUAAUUUCGCAUCUUAUCAAGGUACCUUCUGACCCCGAGUGUGGGCUGCGGGACUUUUCAUGCAAACAUCCUGACACGCUAUUACUGCAUCUGCGACUUCACUUUUUUGGAAAGAAGUACGAUUUGGAACGCCUUUCGAUCAUCAGUCUUUAUAAACUCUUACUCACGCUUCCUCGUCUUCCGCUGGGAAGCGAAGAACAUAUCAAGGUCAUUCCAAAGCUCUUCGAUCUUGCUAGCGCAUCAGGCCCGGAGACCGAAAUAUUCAAAAUGAUGCUUCACUACAUAUGCUCGCGCUUGCAAUUCUUCACUCGUCACCAAGACCUUGUCAUUCUACUGGCCAAGCGACCGGACUUGAACUUUCAGCUUCUCAACUAUCUGGCAUGGAGUACACAAUCGUACGGAGCCCAGGAUUGA
This is a messenger RNA of Penicillium cosmopolitanum, 444 nucleotides long. RefSeq lists its product as uncharacterized. NCBI's taxonomy places the organism in Eukaryota, Fungi, Ascomycota, Eurotiomycetes, Eurotiales, Aspergillaceae. The record is from RefSeq and is a predicted model, not a curated record. The transcript has a single exon. Bases 1 to 444 code for a protein of 147 amino acids.